Messenger RNA from Daldinia vernicosa, 1019 nucleotides. Its product is annotated as NTF2-like protein. Gene Ontology annotation, biological process: nucleocytoplasmic transport. Gene Ontology annotation, cellular component: nuclear pore central transport channel. The record is from RefSeq and is a predicted model, not a curated record. Bases 249 to 623 code for a protein of 124 amino acids. NCBI's taxonomy places the organism in Eukaryota, Fungi, Ascomycota, Sordariomycetes, Xylariales, Hypoxylaceae. The transcript has 6 exons.
CCUUAGCUCGCAUAAAGUAAGUGGAGACGUCCUAAAAAUGCCCCUCCAGACCUGAAUGGCCUCACUUCUUUUCUCUAUCCCGUAACCAUCGUCUUAACAAUAACAAUAAAUUUCUUUCCCUUUCUCCCCAAGAACAUCGUCAUCUUGGUUUGAAAUAUUCCCACGCUAAUCGCCAUAUUUCGUAAGGAAUACUUGAUAAACCUCUCGUCACUUUUUUUUUAUUCGGUCAACCAGCUAUUACCUUCAAGAUGGCUCAAAAUCCGGAAGAAGUCGCGUCUAUGUUCGUGCAGUACUACUACAACCAGUUCGACCAAGACCGAGCCGGUUUAGCAAGCCUCUACCGUGAGGCUUCCAUGCUGACUUUCGAGUCCGCCUCCUUCCAGGGCACUCAGUCCAUCAUCGAGAAGCUACAGGGCCUGCCUUUCCAGCAGAUCAAACACCAGGUUUCCACCAUCGACCUCCAGCCUGGUGUCGCUCCCGGCCACAUUCUGGUCCUCGUGACCGGUCAGCUUCUGGUGGACGAGGAACAACGACCCAUGAGCUACACUCAAUCUUUCUACCUAGUCCCCGACAACGCUCAGUACUACGUCCACAACGACAUCUUCAAGCUCGUCUACGGUUAGACAUGGGAUCGGACUAUGCAGGUUCAACGGGCUCCAGGGCCGGAAUGUGCUGGGUGUGUGAUUAUCAAGUUGCACACACUCGUGGGGGAUAGUUGUUUGCCAUAGACUACCUACCUAUCUACUUGCAGAGUUGCGUUAGGGACGUCAUUUCCUAUCAACAGUGACUUGUUCAUUUUCAGAUAGGUCAUACAGAGGUUAAUUUAUUUCACGAUGACUUCGCAUCCAUUCAGAUUCAGUUAUUACUAGUAACACCACCAACCCGUAUUUCCUAUAUUGUCGGCUAGGAUCUUUCACCUUUCAGCCUGACCAAUUCAUUCCCCAAGGCUACAUCUUCAGGUGCUACCUAGUGUGCUACACAGUUGAUUUAGUACGGUGAUAUACCCGAGGAUACAUACG